GUCACAUCAUUCCAAAACAGAACCCGUGCAAGAUUCAGCCCAAACUUCAAUUUCCUUUCUUCUUCUCCAGAGCUGCCGACCCGAGUCUUCAGAGCUGCCGUAUGUCGUCCCUCCUUCCCUCGCUUGCGUCUACUCUUGCCGGCCACCGAUUCCCAUUGAACCUGGCUGCACUUCAGGCUGUCCGACAUGGCCUCCGCAGUCGAGCCAAAUGCGCCUGUCAAUAAUGGCACCCCGCGUCCUGCGACACCGAAAACCUCGCGAGAAAAUGAACUGCCCCUGCCUCCAAUUCCUGCAGCGGAGGGUGGAGGAGAAGAGUUGGAUCCAGCGUCCAGAGAAAGAGUGCAACACGUCCUCUCUUCAGAUGUAAGCGCAAGCUCAGAGUUUCCGUUGUGGCCCUCUGUUGACCGACCUCUCAGAUUGGCAUGAGCACAUUGCUGCAACGGUUGAAACAAAGCAUCGGCUCCACCAAAGUACCGUCCCUCUUGCCCUCUACCCAAGCUGGCUUGCUGACCGAGGACAGGACUUUGCGGCCUUCCUGAAAGAAAGAUCGGUCCUAGAAGAGAAACAUGCGCAAGGCCUCAAGAGACUAAGUCGGAGCACACACGAGUCGAUAGGAAGACCUGAUAGCAGACAAGGGACCUUUGCUCAAAACUUCAAGGAGAUGACUAGUACUCACGAGCGCAUGGCGGAACAUGCCCUGCAAUAUGUCACGACGCUAUUCGCAAUGUCGGAGGAACUCCACGACCUAGCUGCCAAUUCUGAAAGGGCGCGGAAACACUGGAAACAGACAGGCUUGAACGCUGAAAAGCGGGUGCAAGACGCGGAAACCGCCAUGGAGAAGGCCAAAUACCGAUACAACUCGCUGGCGGAACAGUACGAUCGCGCCAGGACCGGGGAAAAGCAGCCCGGCAAGUUUGGCCUCAAAAGGUCCGCCGCCCAGCUGGAAGAAGAGCUACGACACAAACUCGAGGCUGCAGAUGCUGAUUAUUCCGCCAAAGUCGAUGCCGCGCAGAGUCAGCGAAAUGAGUUGCUGAGCACUUUGAGACCGCAAACGGUGAAUGCGCUCUCAGAGCUCAUCAGGGAGACCGAUGCCGGCCUGACUCUACAUGUCCAGAAAUUCGCCGAUCUCAGUGAGAAGCUGCUCGUGGGGUUUGGACUGUGCAUUGCGCCUAUCAAAGGCCCGUCGCCGAUUCCAGGUCAAGGCACCAAGAGUCUGCGCGAACUAGCCUCGGACAUCAAUAACGAAAAAGAUUUGUCCGACUUUGUCCUUGGGUUUAGCAACAAGGCUCCCACGAGGCCAAACGAGAUCAAGUACGAAAAACAUCCCUCGCUCUCGCCAAAACAGCAGCAGCCUGGAUUUACAGAUCAAUAUUACAAUGAAGAUCCUUAUACUCCGACUCACGGAAGGCAGGUUUCGGGAGUCACACCUUACCCAGGCGAGGAGUAUUACGAUGAUGGAUCGCAGUCUCAAUAUUAUCCAGGGAAUCAGGGGCCCGGACAGGGGCCUCAACAGCAGCAGCAGCAAGUGGGUGCUCCCCAAGGUGCUCAAGGCCCUGUUCAAAGGCCGCCCGCUCCUGCACAACCUCUCCAGAGUAAUCCUGCCGCAGGAAAUCAACCGCUAGGCGCUGGGCCCCAAAUUGCUGCGGCCGCUGUAGGUCAAGCUCCUGGGGCGGGACCGGGUCACGUCAGGAACGUGUCCCUAGGGCAGCCGCCUCCUGGUCAGCAGCCCAUGAGUCAACAGCAGGCCCCAGGAACUCAGCAAAACGGCCAACCAGGCCAAAUGGGCCCUCAAGGUCAAGGUUCUCCUCCUCAGCAAGGGAUGGGUCGGGGACAACCACCACAGGGUAUGGGACGAGGACAACCGCCACAAGGCAUGGGCCGUGGGCAAGCACCACCAGGUACAAUGGGCCGGGGACAACCGCCUCAAGGGGCAUCUGGUCCAGGUCAGCCACCACAGGGUGCAAUGGGAAGAGGCCAAGCACCUCCAAACGGUUCUGGUCGAGGUCAGCCACCACAAGGCCCCAUGGGACGCGGGCAACCCCCUCCAAAUGGAAUGGGACGAGGAGCACCACCAGGGGCAGUCGGCCGUGGUCAGCCACCGCAAGGAGGCAUGGGCCGAGGACUGCCGCCGCAAAAUAGUGGCAUGGCUCCUGCUGGCCCACAACAAAACGGGCCUCCUCAGGGAGCCGGGCGUGGAACGGCCGGCCCAGGGCCAAACGGACCUCAGAAUGGCGCUCCUCGCCCAGGUCCUACUGGUGGCGUCAGUACACUCCCUUCAAGAACCCAGGCAGGUCCGCGACCAGGGCCACCUAUUCGGCCCGUUUUUGGAGUGUCCUUGGACGAGCUAUUCCAACGAGAAGGAUCUGCUGUACCGAUCAUUGUCAUACAGUGUACUAGAGCCGUCGAGUUAUUCGGUUUGGACGUCGAAGGUAUCUACAGAACUUCUGGAUCAACGCAUCACAUUAUGGAGUUACGACAACAAUUCGAUCAUGAUGCCGAUGCAGUCGACUUCCGCAACCCGGCGGCUUUCCACGAUGAUAUCGCUUCGGUGACCACACUCCUCAAGCAUUUCCUUCGCGAUCUGCCAGACCCGUUGCUCACGGCAGCACAAUACCGAGAGUUUAUUCAAGCGGCCAAAAUAGACGACGAUAUUGUGCGCAGAGACUCGGUGCAUGCUCUCGUCAACGCUCUACCUGAUCCUAACUAUGCGACUCUGAGAGUACUGGCAAUUCAUCUAUUCAAAGUUGCACAGCACAGCGCCAGGAACAAGAUGACCCACAGCAAUCUAGCAAUCGUGUUCGCUCCCACGUUGAUGGGCCAGCAAGGCGGCGUGAAUGGGAAUGUGGCCGGAGGGGCUGACAUAGCCGACGCGGGAUGGCAGGCGAAGGUCGUCGAGACCAUUCUCAACAACACCUUCCAGAUCUUUGACGACGACGAGGCCGCAUAGUUGAAGAGGUCGCACAUUUGUAUCGACUCGUGGGAUCACCGAAUGUGCCUCACGGAAAUCGAUGGGAUCGAGUCCACACGGAGGGUCUACAGUGUGGUCAUGUACAAUAAGUGCAAUGUACUAGUGAUUGAGCCAGGGGAAAUGACCAGGGAUGGAUUUCAUUACAAUGGAUUUCACGGCGGGAAUGUGAAGGCACGAUUUAUGAAAAUGUCGCUGGGUGAAUACAGAUAAUCCAUAAUGUCGUUUCCACGAUCUCGUGUAUCAUUCCAAUCUCAAGCUACUGACUUCAGCAA
Messenger RNA from Cladophialophora immunda, 3240 nucleotides. RefSeq lists its product as hypothetical. Bases 662 to 2947 code for a protein of 761 amino acids. Gene Ontology annotation, cellular component: cytoplasm. The transcript has 2 exons. NCBI's taxonomy places the organism in Eukaryota, Fungi, Ascomycota, Eurotiomycetes, Chaetothyriales, Herpotrichiellaceae. The record is from RefSeq and is a predicted model, not a curated record. Gene Ontology annotation, biological process: signal transduction; regulation of GTPase activity.